Perca fluviatilis (European perch) is the source of this 1673-nucleotide messenger RNA. Its product is annotated as interleukin-10 receptor subunit beta-like. Gene Ontology annotation, molecular function: protein binding. Bases 170 to 1162 code for a protein of 330 amino acids. Lineage: Eukaryota; Metazoa; Chordata; Actinopteri; Perciformes; Percidae. The transcript has 7 exons. The record is from RefSeq and is a predicted model, not a curated record.
CGCAAGAGUUUCGUUUCCGCGGACUCCCCCUUCUCUCGUCAGAGAAUGCUACCAGGAAAUACAGUUUAUAAAUGAAAGCGACUCACACCCACACACACACACACACACACACACACACACACUGCCGCUGGACUACAUUAUAAACUGACAGAAGAGCCUUUGGGAUAUCAUGUCAGCCUCUAUUUCUGCCUUUAUCCUGACGUUUUCAACACUAUGCGGAUUCAGAGACUGUGCAGCGGUGUCAGGAGUCCUCAGCCCACCCACAAACGUGCGCCUGACCUCCUAUAACAUGGAUCUGGUGCUGAGGUGGGAUCCACCUGACCAGCCAGCCAGCGGCCUGCUCUACACAACUGAGUACAUCGCCUCCAUCAUGAACUACAAAGAGGGCUGUGUGAACAUCUCCACCCUUGAAUGUGACUUGACCAACCUCAAGAACCCCAUAUCUGAGUAUGGAAGGUAUAGAGGCAGAGUGCGGGUGCAGCUGGGGACAGAGAGCUCCGCCUGGGUGGAAAGCAACGAAAUUGCCUUGGACAGAGAUACCAUCAUCGGUUCGCCCAGUGUCUCUCUCUUCUCCAACGGGGCUACUAUCGAAGUCAGCAUCAAGGAUCCAGUGUUUAGGAUCUCUACACUCCUAGGUGUUUACAACCUGGCCACCUACAACAUCACCUACUGGAAGCACGGCCAGAAGAAAAAGGCCAUAAGCAUCAGCGACAUCAAGCAAAACCGGGUGGUUCUUUCCAACCUGGACCCCUGGACCAAGUACUGUGUCCAGGUCCAGGUAAACUCAAAGAUGAACCCCAACCACAGCGUGCCCAGCGCAGCUGUUUGUGAGAGCACCACCAUCGAAGAAGAGGCUCCCUGGUUGGCAGCCGUGGUGACGUUUGUUGCCAUGGCAAUGGCAGUGGCUGUAGUGGUGGUCGCAGUUGUGUAUCGGAAACGUAUAUCCCACUUUCUAUGCCCAAAGGAUGCACUGCCUCAGCACUUUAAAGAGUACCUGCUGGCACCCCCCAACUCGUCCAUGUACCUAGACAUGCGAAACUCCCAUCCACCUAAGGAGAUCUUUGACCCGGUCAGCAUCAUCGCAGACAGCAGCACUCUGGAGGAAGGGCUCCCUCUGGAGGCAGCAGGGACUAGCUGCAGCAAACAGCCUGGCACCACAUAGAGAUGCUAGGAACAGGGAAAUGCUGGAAAGCACAGCAACAAUGAAAGAAGUUGGGACUGUUGGAGAUUAUCAGCAGGGACGACUGCAAAGACACUGACAAACAGGGAAAUAAUCGAUUCUUGAGUAUUAGACUCAAGAGUAUUAGAAACAAAGAAACAAAUUCUGCAGCAGUCCUAUAUUAUUCCUCAGAGCAGGCGUUACUGUGAAGUGAUUAGAUGGCAAAGCCACAGAGACAUGUACAGCACUUACAAGAUUGGUACCACAUCCAAAUGAUGUUGUUUUUGUGCUGUACAGCUCGCAGUAUUACCACAUACUGUACUUAACAGAAGGAGUGCGGCACAGCCCUUUGGAGCUGCCCGUACCAAGUAUUUAAGCUGCCAUUAUGGUAUAAGAUGCCCAUCCACUUGUUUUUUCAACCUGGACCCUCUUUUCCCAUGUUUUUGUGUCUAUGUCAACACAAUUUUUAUUUUGAAAGAUUAUUUUUGGGGCUUUUUAGGCCUUUAUUGACAGG